AUGAUGCAUAGGCAGCCGAAUCAUGUCAUGACUUUCUUGCUGGCUGAACUGGGGACAAGUGGAUCACUUGAUGGGCAACAAAGUCCGGACACUAUGCUUUCAAAAAAGAAUCGUCUCCUCCCUCUUAAAUGCGAGGAGUGUGGUUCUGAGCGAUCAGUUGCUCAAAUUAAAGCUGGUUUUCUGGCUCGUGUGGGAUCAAGGAAUGCAAGAACAUGA
Prunus armeniaca (apricot) is the source of this 216-nucleotide messenger RNA. NCBI's taxonomy places the organism in Eukaryota, Viridiplantae, Streptophyta, Magnoliopsida, Rosales, Rosaceae. The record is from the annotation of a GenBank genome assembly.